AUGAAUCCUCACAGUGGCAUGCAGAGCCCUCUCUCUUUCGGGGGCUUCGCUUGCCUCACAAGGCAUGUGAAGCGAAUUUCGGAGGCCCUGUCCGAGGCGCUAGAGGGGGACCUACUGGACAAGAAGUCGCUCGGCCUGGUGAACGCCUACCAGCCCUCGCUGACCUCGACGUGGAUGUUCCAGAAGUCGAUGAGCGUCGGGGUCGGAGAGAGGGUGGACGCCAACCUCAUCGUGGACCUCCUCGCCAACAACUUCAAGUCCAUGGACAAGCUGGGAAACCCGGUGCUGAAGCCCUUCUUGCAAGACGUGGUGCAGUUCGGGCCUCUGGCGAGAGUGCUGGCCGGCGUUACCCUGGACGCCCCGUUGUCGAUCCCGCCGUUGCUCCUGCACGUCGGGAUCGUUCCCCUCGCGGACUGGAUAGGUGCGGGUUGUAGUAGGUGCUGGCGCUGUGUGUAG
Molecule: messenger RNA, 456 nt
Organism: Ectocarpus siliculosus
Lineage: Eukaryota; Phaeophyceae; Ectocarpales; Ectocarpaceae
Source: the annotation of a GenBank genome assembly